Molecule: messenger RNA, 3396 nt
Organism: Micromonas pusilla CCMP1545
Lineage: Eukaryota; Viridiplantae; Chlorophyta; Mamiellophyceae; Mamiellales; Mamiellaceae
Product: helicase
Exons: 3
Coding region: 1-3396 (1131 amino acids)
Molecular function (GO): nucleic acid binding; ATP binding; RNA helicase activity
Source: RefSeq, a predicted model, not a curated record
AUGGGCGUGACCAUCGUCGAGGGCGAGAAGCGCAACCUCGGGUCGAAAGCCCGAAGGGCGCUGAAACUCGCGCGCGCGGGGAAGGCGCCGCCGGCGACGGCGAAAGCCCCGACCGCGGCGCCGAAACGCGGCGGCGAUGGCGGCGACGGCGACGACGGCGGUCAUCGCGCUCGCGGAGGCUUCGUCGCGGGCGGAACCCCGCGCGACCUCAGCGCGGUGGACUGGAACGCGGUCCAGGGCUGGAGCAAGGUGAAGUACGACCCGAACCGCUUGAUCUUCGGCGCGAGCGAGGAGGGGUUCGUGGAGCUCGAGGAGAUCGACAUGUCGGACGUCUUCGUCGACGGGCUCGGCGGCGGCGAGCUCGUCGAGACUGCUGAGAUGUUGCCUCCGUCGUCGUCGGACGGCGGCGGCGGGCGCGGUCUCGACGCGCGCGGCGGCGAGGCCGCGGACGCGCGCGCGGCGAAGAAGACGCCGAGCGGCGAGGGCGAGCGCGCGGACGCGGCGGCGAAGAAGAAGCCGAAGAAGAAGCCGGCGAAGGAGGCGCGCGUCGUCGACGACGGCGGCGGCGGCGCGGAGGCGGCGACGCCGCUCAGCGCGAAGGAGCAGAAGAUCGCGAAGAGGAAAGCGCGGUGGAUGGCCAAGGUGGAGGAAGCGAAGCGAAUAAAGGAGGAAGCGCGCACCGCGGCCGCCGCGGCGAGCGGCGACGCCGCGACGCCCGCGAAGAAGAAGAAGAAGAAGGAGGAGAAGCCGUCGGCGAAGAAGAACGACGACGAGGAGGAGCUCGACGACGUCGCCGCUGCGGCCGCCGCCGCCGCCGCCGCCGCCGCCGCCGCCGCCGCCGCCGCCGACGACGACGAGCCGACGACGGCCGCGACCGCGGCGCCCACGGGGAAAUCCAAGGCCGAGGGCUGGCAGAUGGACUACAACAACUACCCCACCUCCGGCAUGGGCGCGGUCGUAGACGGCGUCGACCUCGACCGCGGCGCGGACGUCAGCGCGUGGCUGCAGUUUGACCUCCACUCGAAACUGUUGCGCGCGCUACAAGAGCUCGGGUUCACGACGCCGACGCCGAUUCAAUCAGAGUGCCUGAACCCCGCGGUGAAAGGGCGGUGCGACGUCAUCGGCGCCGCGGAGACGGGCUCCGGGAAGACGCUCGCGUUCGGGCUGCCGAUUCUGCAUCGGCUGCUGACGCAGCGCGACGAGGAGGCGGAGGAGGGCAGCGACUCGGAAUCCGUCGACGGCGACGGCGACGGCGGCGGCGACGGCGACGGCGACGACGCGGACCCCGACGACCCGUUCGCGAACAUCGAGGACGAGCGCGGGAGGAGAGGCAGCGCCGCGGGGAUGAAGCUCGACCGCAGAAGGAAAGCGUUGCGCGCGCUCAUCGUCGCCCCGACGCGCGAGCUCGCGAUGCAGGUGUGCGAGAUGCUGAAACAGGUGGCGAAAUACUCCGGCGUCGACGUCGUCCCCGUCGUCGGCGGGAUGAGCCUCCAGAAGCAAGAGCGACUGCUGAAACGCCGCCCGGAGAUCGUCGUCGCUACCCCCGGGCGGUUGUGGGAGCUCAUGCACCAGCACGGGCACGAGCACUUCGUGGACUUGGGGCGGCUCUCGUUUUUAGUCCUCGACGAGGCGGACAGGAUGGUCGAACGCGGGCACUUCGCGGAGCUCGCGAACAUCAUCGACACGUUGCCGAUGCCGCCGCGGAUCAAGCGCCCCCCCGGCGCGGCGAAGGCGACGCCGGAGACGCUCAAGAUCACGAAGAAGCGCGGCGCUCCGGGCGCCGGGGACGACGCGACGAAGCCCGCGGGGAAGCGCGGCGGGCGGGGGCAAAAGGGCGGCAACGCGGCGCCAGAGGACGCCGACGUCGUCCACCUCCCGGAGGAGCGCGCGCGCGAGGAAAUCUCCCUUCGGCCGUCGCAGAUGCUGGAUCGACAGACGUUCGUGUUCUCCGCGACGCUCACGGUGCCGGACAACGUGCGGAGGAAGCUGAAGAAGACCCACGCGAUGGCGUUCGUCGGCGGCAGCGGAGAUGGCGGCGGCGGCGGCGGCGGCGGCGACGCCGCCGCGAAGAAGAAGAGAGCCGACGCCGCCAAGGGAGGAAAGGACGCGGGGUCGCUCGCGGCGCUGAUGGAGGCGGUGCCGUUCUACGGGCGCGUCAAGCUCGUUGACUUGACGGAUCAGGCGAAGACAGUCGCGAAGAGCGUCGUGGAGAGCUCGCUCGAGUGCACGGAGGACGAACGCGACGCGCUCCUGUACCACAUCCUCGCGCAGCAGCCCGGCCUCGUCAUCGUGUUCGUGAACGCCAUCUCCGCCCUGCGAAGACUCGUCUCCAUCCUGAAGCUCUUAAAGCUCCCCGUGGAGGCGUUGCACGGCAACAUGCAGCAGCGCGCUCGGCUCAAAUACCUCGACCGGUUCAAAGACAAAACCCGGACGCAGACGUCCAUCCUCGUCGCCACGGACGUCGCCGCGCGCGGAUUAGACGUCAAGGGCGUGGACCUCGUCGUGCACUACCAAGUACCCCUCAGCGCGGACACGUACGUCCAUCGAAGCGGGCGCACGGGAAGAGCGCACGCGGAGGGCGCGUCCGUGUGCCUCGUCACGCCCGCCGAGAGGAACCGGUACCGCGCGCUUCUCCGCGCGAUGAACCGCGCCGCGCCUCUCCCCGCGUUCCCCACGAACGAGGUCGCGGUCGCGGAGGCGAAGCGGCGGCUGAGCGUCGCGAAGCGCCUGGACAAGCUCGUCCACUCGCGAUCGAAAGAGCGCGCGGAGGCGGAGUGGCGGCGGGUCAACGCGGCGGAGAUCGGCGUCGAGCUCGACUCGGACGAGGACGACGACGCCGCGGUGAUGACGUUCGACGCCGCGGGGAAGAUCGCCAAGGUUAAGGCGAAGGAGCGCGCGCGCAGGAUCGCGCGCGGGGAGGAUGGGGACGAGGUGAACGCCGCCGACGACGACGACAGCGAGAGCGACGGGAUGAACGAUCUGAGAGUCGCCGGGAUGGACGUGGACGACCAGACGAGUCACGCGAAGUUCGGCGAGAGACUUCGCGCGGACAGAGAGGAGGCUCGGCUGCGACGCGAGCUCGAGUCGAUGCUCGAGACGUCGCUCGGGACGAACGCCGCGCGGAGGCAGGGGAUCGGGAGCGCGAAGUAUCCGAGCCGUGGGGACGGCGGCGCGAAGCUGGCGGCCGCGGCGGCGGCCAAGUCGGAGAAGCGCGCGCGCGGCGGCGGGGGCGGCGACGACGACGUCGUCGGCGGCGACGGGUCCGAGGGCGUGACCGCGGUGCGGAUGCUCAAGGGCGGGAAGCACAGCGCGGCGGCGGCGAGAGGCGCCGCGCCGGGGGGCGCCGCGGGGAAGCACAAGAAGAAGAAGCCCAGGCUCGUCGUCGUCGGCAAGUAA